ACGUCACGCAAUUAGUACGCCAUUUUGUAAGUGUCCCCCGUAGUUAGUUUUCUGGUUAAAGUGAGAAAUAGAUAUUUCGCAUGGUUCGGUGUACAAUAAAGAGUUAAAGACAUUUUAUUACACUUUUAACGUCUCGUACGUUAAAUAUACAGACCCAAAGUAUGGAGGACAAGGCUUCGUUAAAGGAACUGGAUCAAUGGAUAGAGCAGCUAAAUGAAUGCAAGCAAUUGACAGAAAAUCAAGUAAAAACGUUAUGCGACAAGGCAAAGGAGAUUUUGACCAAGGAGUCCAACGUCCAAGAGGUGAAAUGCCCGGUGACCGUCUGCGGGGAUGUCCACGGCCAGUUCCACGAUCUGAUGGAGCUGUUCCGCAUCGGCGGACGCUCGCCGGACACUAACUACCUGUUCAUGGGCGACUACGUGGACCGUGGUUACUACAGUGUGGAGACAGUCACACUGCUUGUCGCGCUUAAGGUGAGAUAUCGCGAGAGAAUAACAAUCCUGCGCGGCAACCACGAGUCACGUCAGAUCACCCAAGUUUACGGGUUCUACGAUGAGUGCCUCCGUAAAUACGGCAACGCGUCCGUGUGGAAGCACUUCACCGACUUGUUCGACUUUUUGCCGCUGACCGCGCUCGUCGAUGGCCAGAUCUUCUGCCUGCACGGGGGGCUGAGCCCCUCGAUCGAUACCCUUGACCACAUUCGAGCGCUCGACCGCCUGCAGGAAGUGCCCCACGAAGGGCCUAUGUGUGAUCUCCUGUGGAGCGAUCCCGAUGAUAGAGGCGGAUGGGGCAUAUCGCCGCGAGGUGCCGGUUAUACCUUCGGCCAGGACAUCUCGGAGACGUUCAACCACAGCAACGGGCUGACGCUGGUGUCGCGCGCCCACCAGCUCGUCAUGGAGGGCUACAACUGGUGUCACGAUAGGAACGUGGUCACUAUAUUCUCAGCACCCAACUAUUGCUACAGAUGUGGUAAUCAAGCAGCCAUUAUGGAAUUGGAUGACGCGCUUAAGUACUCAUUCCUUCAGUUCGAUCCGGCCCCGCGGCGUGGGGAGCCGCACGUGACACGGCGGACGCCUGAUUACUUCAUGUAGGCUGCACGAAGCGUUGUUUGCAGCGGAGGCGCAUAUCAAGCAGGAGUGGUGGCGGGGCGUACGGGCGAUACGCAUGCGAGGCCAGCGUCGCCGCCUCGCACGCCGCCGGCCGGCCCCCGCCGCGGCCGCCGCGGCCGCCCCGGCCGCCGCCUCCACUGCGCGGGCGCUGCGCCGCGCGCAUCGCGCUCAGCUCGACAGCCUGAUGCGCGUCGCACAGUGGCUCGCCAACGUGUGACCACCGCCGACCGCCGCCACCACCACCAACACCACCAACACCACCACUACCACUAUCGCCACCGCCGCAGCCGCCGCCGCCGCCGCGGCGCGCUCGCCACCGCGACACGUAUUCACCACUCGAUAUUGCAUGGGGCGAGAACGUCCACAGACAAUUUAAAUAGAUGUCGCAGUCUUAUCUAUUGUGCAUGCCAAGUUUUUGGCCUAAGGAAGCUCAGAAGAACACUUAGACUCGGGAUAAAUUACGAUUCUGAGAUCUUACAUGAAAAAAUCAAAUUCUUAACAGAAGACAGUAUUUUUAGAGUUUGCUGUUAAUAAAUUGCUUUGUAAUAUUACAGUAAGUAGAAAGAUAUGAAACACUUAGUAUUAAUUGAUGGUAUUUGCGAUAUCUAUUUCGAUCUGUCUGUGGAAAUAUCUCGGACGACGCAGUAGGUUGUGUAUUCGCGUAGUAGAUUCGGUACGAAGGCCGAUAUGGAAUUAAAUAAUUUUAUCGGAAUUGCAGGUGUGUGGCCCCAUUUACACUACAAAUAUCGCAGGUUUUUUUUAUGCCAUAAAUCUUACGGGAUAAGUAGCGCAUGCAUGUAUUUAUUACAGAGCGAUUUACACGUCUUUUGUACUGGAACAAACCUAAAUAUUUAAACUACGUGUGGAUGGCUGUAUAAUCAAAGUAUAUGCCACUAUUUAUUCCUUAAGAUUUUUAAGAAAAAUGUGCAAGUUUUCCAAAAACCUAUUGUCUACUGUACUGUAAACGGGGCCUAAGGGGCGGGUUGUUUACAUAAUGUAGAAAAGUGUAAACCGUGUUUGAAGAUGAACGUCACGACUGGACGUCGGAGUGGAGACGGAGGCGGGGCGGCGGCGACGUCGCAAAGUUAGGUUCUUGCCCGAUCACAGCAUCGCCCCGCGCUUGUUAUGCUGGUAUGUUCAUUGUGAGCGGACGAACGACGCUGACAUAUAUAUAUGUAUACAAUACACCACUCCUCAAAGACAAUUUAGACCUCAUUAAAGUGGGUAAUUUGCUAA
This is a messenger RNA of Galleria mellonella (greater wax moth), 2345 nucleotides long. It is a transcript of the gene mts, whose product is annotated as serine/threonine-protein phosphatase 2A catalytic subunit beta isoform. The record is from RefSeq and is a predicted model, not a curated record. Lineage: Eukaryota; Metazoa; Arthropoda; Insecta; Lepidoptera; Pyralidae. The transcript is spliced from 7 exons. Gene Ontology annotation, biological process: mitotic cell cycle; peptidyl-serine dephosphorylation. Gene Ontology annotation, molecular function: protein serine/threonine phosphatase activity. Bases 162 to 1091 code for a protein of 309 amino acids. Gene Ontology annotation, cellular component: cytosol.